AUGGACGAGCUAAAGGCUCAGUUUGCGGAAUCGAAUCUGUCGGCAGUACAGAAGCUCUUGGCGUUAACCGGACUUCCUGUGCUGUACAUCCUCGGCCUGACGAUCUACCGUCUUUACUUCCAUCCUCUUGCCAAGUUUCCUGGGCCCAAGCUGGCUGCAGCUACACGAUGGUACGAGUUCUAUUAUGAUAUCAUCAAGAAGCCUGGGGCCCAGUUCUUUGUGCGAGUUGGAGAAAUGCACGAUGAGUAUGGCCCCAUUGUUAGAAUCAACCCCCACGAAAUCCACAUCCGUGACCCUUCUUUCGUCGACACCCUCUACGCCACCAAUCCAACAAAGAGAGACAAGUAUCUUCCAACUUCGGAGAUCGCCGGGUUGUCAUCUGGAAGCAAUGGCACAGUUGACCACGAUCUACACCGUCGUCGACGCAUGGCAAACUCGCGUAUGUUCUCCAAGCGAGCCGUUGCAGGCGUCCAGGAGCUUAUCCGUGGUCAUAUCAAGGAGCUUACUCAAGUCUUUGAGAGAAAGGUCGGCUCAUCUGAGCCUAUUGAGCUGCAGACUACGUUCCUUGCUUACACUACGGACGUCGUCUAUCACUACAUGUUCAACAGGGACGCUGGCCUCCAAAAGGACUGUAGCAAAGCCCAGAGCUGGCGACACUCCAUGGUGGCAGUGAGUCAGGCAAUUCCCUUUUGCAGACAGUUUCCUUGGCUCAACGCCAAGCUCUUGAUGUUGCCUGACUGGAUCCGGGGAAGCCUUGUGGCCAAACUUCAGCCUGAUAUCGCUGGUCUUCUCGCUACCCACAAGCUUAUGGGUAAAAUUGCUGCUGACUACGUCGCGCACCGAAAUACAGAGAAGGGUAAACGCGAAUUUGAAGAAGACUUGAAUAAUGAGAAGCCCCUGACUAUCUUCCACUCCAUCGACCGCAGUACCCUGCCCCAGGAGGAAAAGACUUCGGAUCGCCUCAUGCAGGAAGGUCUCAUUGUUCUGUUUGCUGGUAGCGACACAAUUUCACGACUUCUUUCUCACACAAUAUAUCAUUUGCUGGAUAACCCCGAGCUUUUGGAUAAGGUCCGCAAAGAAAUCCUGGACGCUGCCGGAGACUGCAAGGAUUUGCCCGAUGUCAAGGUUCUUGAAACACUGCCAUGGCUUGCUGCUUCUGUCCGCGAAUCCUUGCGUCUACGCGCCGCUGUAACAUCACGAUUGCCACUUGUGUCAAGAAAGGAUCUGGUUUACGAGAAUUGGGUUAUCCCUGCCGGCAUCCCUGUUAGCAUGAGCCAUCCAGAUAUUCUUCACAAUGAAGAGAUAUACCCUGAGGCUUCGAAGUUCAAGCCUGAGCGGUGGUUCAAUGCUACGGAGCAGCAGAAUAAGAUGUUUAUCCCCUUUGGAAGAGGAUCUCGCAUGUGCACUGGUAUGGACUUUGCGUACACUGAAUUAUACAUGUCGUUGUCCACUCUCAUUACGCGAUUUGAUUUGGAAUUGUUUGACACUGACUGGGAACGUGAUGUUGCGUAUACACGGGACUGCGCCUUUGGCGAGGCUUCUAGAGGGAGCCCUGGGAUACGAGUCAAGGUGCUGGCCGAUAACAAGAGGUGGUUUGCGGAAUAA
Messenger RNA from Trichoderma citrinoviride, 1605 nucleotides. RefSeq names its product cytochrome P450. The transcript is spliced from 7 exons. Gene Ontology annotation, molecular function: heme binding; monooxygenase activity; oxidoreductase activity, acting on paired donors, with incorporation or reduction of molecular oxygen. The coding region runs from base 1 to 1605 and encodes 534 amino acids. The record is from RefSeq and is a predicted model, not a curated record. Lineage: Eukaryota; Fungi; Ascomycota; Sordariomycetes; Hypocreales; Hypocreaceae.